Choloepus didactylus (southern two-toed sloth) is the source of this 6985-nucleotide messenger RNA. RefSeq names its product disco interacting protein 2 homolog A (gene DIP2A). Gene Ontology annotation, cellular component: cell surface. Lineage: Eukaryota; Metazoa; Chordata; Mammalia; Pilosa; Megalonychidae. The record is from RefSeq and is a predicted model, not a curated record. The transcript has 39 exons. Bases 413 to 5056 code for a protein of 1547 amino acids.
GCACGCGCAGCUCCGCCUACGACCGGCCGGGCGGGCCCAGGCGCGAGGGGCGGCGGUGCUGGGAGGGCUGUCCCAGCUGCUGCCCCUGCGCCUGCGGAGCGGUCCGGGCCUCGCCCUGCCCGCCGUCCCCCUUCCGCGCCCGGCGGGCGGCUGAGGGCUCUCGGCUGAGGGGAGCGACGUCGCCACCCCGCCUGGAGCGCCAUGGCUGACCGCGGGUGCCCGCUGGAGGCGGUGCCGCUGCCCGCCGAGGUGCGCGAGAGCCUGGCCGAGCUGGAGCUGGAGCUGUCGGAAGGGGUGUCCUUCAGAUUGAGAGGAUGAAGGGUGGAGCUGCACGAGAUUCCACUCUUCUUAGAUCGCCCUUUCCAUGAACGCACACAGAAUUCACACGUGUGGCUCCUGAAAGCACAUCAGAAUGCCUGUGGAUGAAAGUGAGAUUACAGGUGAUAUCACUCAAAAAGGAUAUGAAAAGAAAAGGGCAAAGCUGCUUGCACGUUACAUACCACUUAUUCAAGGAAUAGACCCAUCCCUGCAGACGGAGAGUAGACCCCCCGGGCCCUCACUCACAGCGGCUGCUGCCCCCAACCAGCAAAAGUCACGUCCCACCACCUCGAGGGACGAGCGCUUCCGGUCAGAUGUCCACACUGAAGCCGUGCAAGCUGCUUUGGCCAAAUACAAAGAGAGGAAAAUGCCCAUGCCUUCGAAAAGACGCUCUGCUCUCGUGCACUGCUCCGUGGAAACAUGCACACCUCCAGACACGUCCUCCGCCUCAGAAGAUGAGGGCUCUUUGCGGCGACCAGGGCAGCUCACCUCCACUCCGCUCCAGGGCUGUCCCAGCGUCGAGCCGUGGCUCGACCGGGCCUUUCAGGGCUCGUCCACCUCAUCCUCCGCAUCCUCCACCUCAUCUCACCCAGGAGGGAGGCCUGCCGUGCCCAGCACCGCCGCCGCACCUGCCGUGCCCCCAGGCCUCGCGGCCCACACCCACGUAGCUCUGCACUCCGCCCCUCCUGACGUCACCACAGGCCUUGGGGAGCCUUCCUUCUGCACGCGGCCGCUGGAGGCUCCGGUGAGAGGCGUUCCUCGGGGCUUUAGAAGCGGCACCCUGGAAACCGCAGAUGGGGUCCCUGUGAGCGGCAGAGUGUCCUCCAAGAUCCAGCAGCUUUUAAAUACUCUGAAGAGGCCCAAGCGCCCCCCACUGAAGGAGUUCUUUGUGGACGAUUCUGAGGAAUUGUUAGAAGUUCAGCAGCCAGAUCCAAAUCAGCCAAAGCCUGAGGGAAGCCAGAUGGUGGUGCUGAAGGGGGAGCCUCUGGCUGCAGGGACCUCCUGGCCCCCGUCGCUGCUGGCGGCCUUGCAGCAGUGGGGCACGGCCCAGCCCAAAGCCCCCUGCCUGACCGCCUUGGACACAGCUGGGAAGGCCACCUACACCCUCACAUACGGCAAACUGUGGAGUCGGAGUUUAAAGCUAGCUUAUACUCUACUUAAUAAACUGACUAGUAAGAAUGAACCACUACUUAAACCUGGAGACAGAGUGGCGCUUGUAUUCCCCAACAGCGACCCUGCGAUGUUCGUGGUGGCGUUUUACGGGUGCCUCCUGGCGGAGCUGAUCCCUGUCCCUAUGGAAGUGCCACUCACGAGAAAGGUUCCGUCCGACGCCGGUGGCCAGCAGGUUGGGUUUCUGCUGGGCAGUUGUGGAGUUGCCCUGGCCCUGACCACAGAGGCUUGUCAGAAAGGCCUGCCCAAAGCACCGACUGGAGAGGUGGCGACCUUCAAAGGUUGGCCCCCCGUGGCCUGGCUGGUGGUUGAUGGGAAGCACCUGGCAAAGCCCCCCAAGGAUUGGCACCCACCAGCUCAGAACCCAGGGGCCGGGACCGCCUACAUCGAGUAUAAAACCAGCAAAGAAGGCAGCACCAUGGGAAUCACCGUGUCUCACGCAUCUCUGUUGGCACAGUGCCGUGCUCUGACCCAGGCAUGUGGGUACUCAGAAGCUGAAACAUUAACAAAUGUGCUGGACUUCAAAAGGGAUGCCGGCCUGUGGCACGGAGUGCUCACGAGUGUCAUUAACAGGAUGCACGUGGUCAGCGUCCCCUACGCACUGAUGAAAGCCAACCCGCUCUCCUGGAUCCAGAGUGUGAGCUCGUACAAAGCCCGGACUGCCCUGGUGAAGUCCCGCGACAUGCACUGGUCACUCUUAGCCCAGCGGGGCCAGAGGGACGUCAGCCUCAGCUCCUUGCGCAUGCUCAUCGUGGCAGACGGCGCGAACCCAUGGUCUGUGUCAUCCUGUGACGCGUUCCUCAACGCCUUCCAGUCCAGGGGCCUGAGGCCAGAGGUCAUCUGUCCCUGUGCCAGCUCUCCCGAGGCCCUCACAGUCGCCGUCCGCAGGCCACCUGAUCUGGGAGGACCUCCUCCAAGAAAAGCAGUCUUAUCGAUGAAUGGCCUAAGUCACGGCGUGAUCAGAGUUGAUACUGAAGAAAAGUUGUCAGUUCUCACUGUUCAGGACGUUGGCCAGGUGGUGCCCGGAGCUAGUGUGUGUGUUGUAAAGGUAGAAGGCACCCCUUACCUUUGUAAAACGGAUGAAGUUGGAGAAAUAUGUGUCAGUUCCGGCACCACUGGCACAGCCUACUAUGGACUGCUUGGGAUCACGAAGAACAUAUUUGAGACCACCCCAGUCACUGCAGCAGGAGCCCCUGUCUCCGACAGGCCCUUCACCAGGACAGGACUGCUGGGCUUCAUCGGGCCUGACAGCCUGGUCUUCGUCGUGGGCAAGCUGGACGGGCUGAUGAUGGUCGGCGCACGCAGACACAGCGCAGAUGACGUGGUGGCUACCGCCCUGGCCGUGGAGCCCAUGAAGUUUGUCUACAGAGGCAGGAUAGCAGUGUUCUCUGUGACGGUUCUUCGUGACGACCGCAUCGUCCUCGUGGCCGAGCAGCGGCCUGACGCCUCGGAGGAGGACAGCUUCCAGUGGAUGAGCCGCGUGCUGCAGGCCAUCGACAGCAUCCACCAGGUGGGCGUGUACUGCCUAGCGCUGGUUCCCGCCAACACCUUGCCCAAGGCUCCUCUCGGAGGGAUUCACGUUUCUGAAACCAGGCAGCGCUUUCUGGAGGGGAUUUUGCACCCGUGCAAUGUGCUGAUGUGCCCGCACACCUGCGUCACUAACCUUCCCAAGCCUCGCCAGAAGCAGCCAGAAGUGGGGCCCGCCUCGAUGAUCGUGGGUAACCUCGUUGCUGGGAAGAGGAUCGCCCAGGCCUCGGGCAGGGAGCUCACUCACCUGGAGGACAGCGACCAGGCCAGGAAAUUCCUGUUCCUGGCCGACGUGCUGCAGUGGCGAGCCCACACCACGCCCGAGCACCCUCUGUUUCUGCUGCUGAACGCCAAGGGCACGGUCACCAGCACUGCAACCUGUGCCCAACUGCACAAGAAGGCCGAGCGGGUGGCCGCAGCCUUGAUGGAGAAGGGCAGGCUGAAUGUCGGGGACCACGUGGCUUUGGUCUACCCCCCAGGGGUGGAGCUGAUCGCCACGUUCUACGGCUGCCUCUACUGCGGCUGCGUGCCCGUCACCGUGCGGCCCCCCCACCCGCAGAACCUGGCCACCACGCUGCCCACCGUCAGGAUGAUCGUGGAGGUCAGUAAGGCGGCGUGCGUGCUCACCACCCAGGCCAUCAUGCGGCUGCUGAGGUCCAAGGAGGCGGCCGCCGCCGUGGACACCAAGGCCUGGCCGACCAUCCUGGACACAGAUGACAUCCCGAAAAAGAAGGUGGCUGCUGUUUUCAGGCCUCCGUCCCCCGAUGUGCUCGCGUACUUGGACUUCAGUGUGUCCACCACGGGGAUGCUGGCAGGGGUGAAGAUGUCACAUGCAGCCACCAGCGCCUUGUGCCGCUCCAUAAAGCUGCAGUGUGAGCUGUAUCCCUCGCGUCAGAUCGCCGUCUGCCUCGACCCUUACUGCGGUCUCGGCUUCGCCCUGUGGUGCCUGUGCAGUGUGUAUUCAGGACACCAGUCUGUGCUGGUGCCGCCCCUGGAGCUGGAAAGCAACGUGUCUGUGUGGCUAUCAGCCGUCAGCCAGUACAAGGCCCGCAUCACCUUCUGCUCGUACUCGGUGAUGGAGAUGUGCACCAAGGGGCUGGGGGCUCAGACGGGCGCGCUCAGGAUGAAGGGGGUGAACCUGUCUUGCGUGCGCACGUGCAUGGUGGUCGCCGAGGAGCGGCCCCGCAUCGCCCUGACUCAGUCCUUCUCCAAGCUCUUCAAAGACCUGGGCCUGUCCGCACGCGCCGUGAGCACCACCUUCGGGUGCAGGGUCAAUGUGGCUGUCUGCUUACAGGGCACAGCCGGCCCAGACCCGACGACGGUCUACGUGGACAUGAGGGCACUGCGCCACGACAGGGUGCGUUUGGUGGAACGAGGUUCUCCACACAGUUUGCCGUUGAUGGAGUCUGGGAAGAUCCUUCCGGGAGUGAAGGUCAUUAUUGUGCACACAGAGACCAAGGGGCCCCUCGGAGACUCACACCUGGGAGAGAUCUGGGUGAGCAGCCCCCACAAUGCCAGUGGCUACCACACGGUCUACGGGGAGGAGUCGCUUCAUGCCGACCAUUUCAGUGCCCGGCUGAGUUUCGGAGACACCCAGACCGUCUGGGCCAGGACGGGUUACCUCGGCUUCCUGCGGAGGACGGAGCUCACCGACGCCAGCGGGGAACGCCAUGACGCGCUAUAUGUUGUUGGCUCUUUGGAUGAAACGCUCGAGCUGAGAGGCAUGCGGUACCACCCCAUCGACAUCGAGACGUCAGUGAUCAGGGCCCACCGGAGCAUCGCCGAGUGCGCCGUGUUCACCUGGACCAACCUGCUGGUGGUGGUGGUGGAGCUGGAGGGCCCGGAGCAGGACGCACUGGACCUGGUGGCCCUGGUGACCAGCGUGGUGCUGGAGGAGCACCACCUCGUCGUCGGCGUGGUGGUCGUCGUGGACCCGGGCGUGAUCCCCAUCAACUCUCGGGGCGAGAAGCAGCGGAUGCACCUGCGGGACGGGUUCCUGGCUGACCAGCUGGACCCGAUUUAUGUUGCUUACAACAUGUGAGGAUCGAUGUGUCAAAGCUGGAGGGAUCAAAACCUGGAUGCUUCAAAAAGCUGUAAUUGGGACCUCGGGGCAGGGUCCAGCCGGAAGUGUCUCCUUCACUCGGGGAGGGGACACCGGUCUUCACACAGUGCUGCACCUCCUUUGUUUCCUGCUGCAGAUCGUCUUGGGAAACACUUCCUGAAUUUAUUUAAGGGGACUGAGUCUGCCAAGGACAUUUACCAAAACAUGAUGUCAGUAUUUAUCAGACAGGGUGAGGGGAAGGGAAAGGCGCACCUGGGAUGGGCAUUUGAGAAAACUGCCGAUGCACAGUUCUCUACUGUAUUACAAGUUUGCACUUCUUUAGGCUAAAAAGAUAGUCCCCGAUUUUUGAAAUUCAAUUAUUUAUUCCCAUUUCAAGUGAGAAUUUCUGUGCUGGAAAGACGCUGAGGCCGCCUAGUACCGCUGCCCCGUGUGUUCUCACCUGAGGAGGCUGAGCCCAGCAAGCCUGGGAGGAAGCGAGAUCCGGCUGCACGUGGCUACCACGGUGACCCUCUUUGCCAGUUUCUUUCCUGAAGCAGGUGUGCCCAGCUGCAUAUCGUGUCAGACGCUCAGUAAGCGCCAUCUUGCACUGUCGAGUUAGAUGUUCUGUUUCAGAAAGAUAAACCAGUGUUUUCGUUUUACACCACUUUCCUAGGUUUGGAACUUCAUGCUGUGUGGAUGACUCAUUUUCAUGACACUGCAAUAUUAAUACAUCUCAAUACCACAGAAAUGUACUGAACUUCAUUUUUAUUACAAGUCAGAUUUGGAAGCACUGGUGGGAAAGGCAUGCUCUAGGUGCAGUUUUGUGAACCUUCGGCAGUGCCAGUGGAAGGUGAAGACAAUCUCACAUGCAUCAUCUGCUGUCGCCUUUUGAGUCAUGUGCCUAGAAAAUUUGGCCAAAUCAUAGUUAUUUUAUUCAAACUGGACUAAACCAAGUGGUCUAAUAAUUACAGUAGCCUAAAUCAAAGAAGAGAAUGUAAACUCCUGUAGAUACUUCUAAGAAUUUGAAGUCAAAUACCAAUCUGAGAGGUAGAUUAUUUUUAUAAGGCUAGUAGAGAAUGCGCUGAGUUGCUGGGCUUUCUGGGGGCUGAGGGUGGUGGUUUAGGAAUCACACACGCUUCACAGAGACAAACGGUUCUCUGGAAUGAGCCUGCAUCAGUGCCUAACAAACCUGCAGUUAAUCCUCUGUCAUCUUAAAUUCUCCAGUGAGUGACUGCGGAUUCUUAAACCUUACUCUUCCGUGGCUGCAGGUGGCAGCCGGUGUAGCAGCUGUUGGCCUGUGAUGUGACGCUGCUUCUAAUAAUCCCACUGUAAUUAUGUAAAUACGUAACGCAUUGCUUGACAUUCAGAGGUUUAGCAACGGACUAAUGGACAUUCCUUAUAAGAGAGUGGCCAGGGAGGAAAAAGAACUACCUAACCCCAAUUUUAAUGUAGUUUUAUAGCAAACAAAAUAUUGUAAGAUUUUUGAAUUGAAAGAUCAGUGGCAGUAAGACAAGGUGUUUUGUAAAUUAAGAUUUUCAGAAGUGUAUUAAAAUGUCUCAAAAUUACUCUGGGAAUUCUGUGUAUCACACUAAAAUUUUUAUAUCAUGUUAAUAAAAAGUUAUUGACUGUAAUUCAAUAUUUUGAAAUUCAUGAAAAGGUUUUUAAAAUUACCACAACUAGGAUGUAUUUUAUUAUAUACUAUUUUUUUUUAAAUAAAAGCAGUUAGGCUUACAGCAUAAAAUCCAUUAAAGCGUAAGGAAGAAAAUUAAAAUCUCUUAAUAGCCUACCUCUGAGCAACAGCUGCAUUAGUAUUUGACGUAAGUCCUUUCAGGGAUUUAUUUUUUCCUUUUUUUUAAAUUUUUAAAAAAUUAGGAUCAUAUACUUAUUUUAUAAUCUGCUUUUAUUCUUAAUAAAUUACAUACUUUUUAA